AUGGAAGAAAUGGUCGAAAGGCUGGCCGGCUCCUCAGUUUUUUCUAAACUAGAUCUUCGCAGCGGCUAUCACCAAAUACGAAUCAGGCCGGUGACGAGUGGAAAACAGCUUUUAAAACAAGGGAAGGUCUUUAUGAAUGGAAGCCACAAUCUGGAGGAGCAUUUAAACCAUUUGACUGAAAUCUUGAAGGCACUAAGAGGAAAUAAGUUGUAUUUGAAUACCACAAAAUGUGAAUUUGCUACAGCUAUGGUUUCAUUUUUGGGCUUCAGAAUUUCGGGUGAGGGCAUAAGUGCCGAACCAGCAAAGGUUAAGGCCAUCCGAGAUUGGCCAACGCCUGUGUCAUUCACCGACAUCCGUAGCUUCCACGGGUUGGCUAAUUUUUACCGAAGAUUUAUUAAAGGCUUUAGUAUGUUGAUGGCUCUGAUAACAGAUGUUUUGAAAAUGAAGAAAUUCAUGUGGGGUGAAGAGCAGCAAUUGAGUUUUGAGAAUGUCAAAGAUGCAUUGACCUCUUCCUCCUAUCGCCUAAGUAUUCUUUUUCACAGGAAAGGACUAAAAUGGCUAAACUAUUAA
This is a messenger RNA of Dendrobium catenatum, 570 nucleotides long. RefSeq lists its product as uncharacterized. Lineage: Eukaryota; Viridiplantae; Streptophyta; Magnoliopsida; Asparagales; Orchidaceae. The coding region runs from base 1 to 570 and encodes 189 amino acids. The transcript has 2 exons. The record is from RefSeq and is a predicted model, not a curated record.